Messenger RNA from Anopheles coustani, 1900 nucleotides. RefSeq lists its product as uncharacterized. The transcript has 4 exons. The coding region runs from base 452 to 1837 and encodes 461 amino acids. The record is from RefSeq and is a predicted model, not a curated record. Gene Ontology annotation, molecular function: phosphatidylinositol binding. Lineage: Eukaryota; Metazoa; Arthropoda; Insecta; Diptera; Culicidae. Gene Ontology annotation, biological process: early endosome to late endosome transport; endosome to lysosome transport; protein targeting to lysosome. Gene Ontology annotation, cellular component: late endosome; early endosome; extrinsic component of endosome membrane.
AAAUGUGUGUGAAUUAAUACGUUUUGUGUGAAUCAAUCAACAUACGACAUGAUAAAUUAAAGUGUGCCACUUACAGAGUAUUUCUCUUUGUUACAUUGUGAUCCUAGAGCUGCAGCAUCCCGACCAAGACAAGAUCACAAACGAUCUGUCAAAUCUCCGUCGUGAGCGCGAGUAAACCGCGUGUGAACGUGAUAAAAGUGUGCUCUGCAAACAGCUGCACUGCCUUUGAAACACACGUUAGAGGCGCGCGCGCUAGAAACUAACACACAAGCGUGCGCCAAUAUCACCGCGGAGAACGUGUUACUAAUUUGAUAAAUAAACAGAGAGACCUUUUUCUAUUAUCGAAGGGCCGCGGAUUUUUUUUUACUCUCCGCGGGUUUUGUGUGUGUGUAAGGUUUUUAAAGGGUGCUUCCUUUGUUGUGCUGUGAGUGAGUGAACGAAACGGACUGAGAUGUCGCUACGCGCCAUACAGAAGCGGGAUAGGGAGAAAUUAUCGUCUUCCCAGAGGCAACAGUUUAUCAGCCACCAGCAGCAACAACAACUGCUUGGCCCUGGUGUUGGUGCAAUGAAUAGCGGCGGCGGUGAUGCCAGCAGUACGACGACCAACACGACGGCGGCGGCCAUGAAGAUGACAGCCCGUAGCCACUACCCGGACGGUCCCAUGAUGGUGGUCGACGGCAGUGCACCGGCCGUUCCUUCGGUGCAAUCGAUUAUACAGAGUCAGAAUGCAAAACGGAAACAGAAGGGAAACGCACCCGGGAACACACUACUAACCCGGCCCCAAUCAACGCUGCGGCGCUCCAGUUCGUAUCCAACGCUAGGCGUGCGCGGUUCACCAUCGAACAUACGUUCGGGGCUGCGCUCGAUCAAAUCGGAGGGCGAUCUUUGCGCCGGGAACCAUCGUCAUCGCGAGGGGCGUGGUGGUGUGGAGGCCGAGGGAUCGGGCGGUGUGUCCCGGAGCAGUGGGAGCAGCUUUAGCACCAACAAUCUCUACCUCGGUGCCAAGUCGGAAGUGUGUCUCAAGACGCUGGCCGUCAAGAAUAUGCAGCAGCACCACUCGGUGCAACUGUUCGCCAACGGGGCGCCACCAACGGCAGGUCCCGGGAGUGUCCGGAGCACCGGUGGGGCAUCAAGUACGACCACACAGCAGCCGUCGAAGCGGCUGUAUGAAAGCCGCCGGACAUCCGAGCUGAGCGGCAGCGAUUUCGGGGCAACAAACAACAAAGCCGAACUGCUGCACCACAAAGCCAACCAUGGCAGCGCCGUCCGCAUUCCCAUCGUCGGCUACGAGGUCAUGGAGGAGCGGGCUCGAUUCACGAUAUUCAAGCUACGCAUCGAAAACAGCAUCUCGCACACCUGCUGGCUGGUACUACGCCGGUACACCGAUUUUGUGCGAUUGAACAACAAGCUCAAAACGCUCUUCCCCCACUGUACGUUGGUGCUGCCGAGGAAGAAAUGGUUCGGCGAUAACUUCAGCAGCGGUUUCAUCGACAACCGGAUACAGGGCCUGCAGACGUUCAUCGAUACGAUCCUCGGCGAUGGCCUGAUGCGGUCGUGCACCGCCGUGCGAGACUUUUUCUGCCUCGACGAACCCCCAUCGUACUCGGAGAGCAUGGAAGAGUCGAGGGUCAUCUUCGAGGCCCAGGAGGAAACGAUCUCGCAGCUCAAGCAGCAACUGCAAACCAAAGAAGAUCUGGUGAGCGUCCUGCAAACGAAGCUGGCCACGGAGCAGAAUCGCAACAAGAUCUUAUCCAACGUCAUUCGGAAUAGUGUGGAAAAUUGUGCCAAAUGUUCAAAGUCCAUCGAUCAGCAGCUUAAAGAGGCUGUCCACAAAUAGCAUACACCUCCAUACCGCUAUUCGUAACCUUUUUACUGGCCAACCCGACAUAUCCCUGGCACA